GUCACCAUCACCUCCUACACCGUCCGAGAUGUGCGAUGGCCGACCAGCCUAGAUCGAAUCGGGGCUGAUGCCAUGAAUACCGCAGGUGACGACGCUCAUGGUCGGAUCUACUUCCAUACCAACACUGAGCUCGUCGGUGUGGGUUGGUCAUUCUCCAACGGGCAGGGUAAUGAAGUACUCUGUACCGCACUUCAUGCUUUUGCACCACGAUAUAUCGGCCAAACCCUUGCCUCUCUCGUUGAUGAUUUCGCCACGACCCAUCGAGAAGCGGUUUCUGGUCAGAUUCGAUUCAUGUCCCCCGAGCGAGGUGUCAUGCAGUUAGCCACUUGUGCCGUUCUGAACGCUAUCUGGGAUCUAUGGGCUAAAUCAGAGAAGAAGCCUCUAUGGCGGCUGGUGUGCGACAUGACACCCAAAGAGUAUGUUCAAUGCAUCGACUUCCGUUACCUCACCGACGCGAUCACACCGGAGGAAGCGAUUGCUCUCCUGCAGAGAGCUAGUAAGGGAAGAGAGGAGAGGGAGAAGGUGGUAAAGGAAAGCAGAGCCGUACCUGGGUACAGUACAAGCAUUGGUGGACUGGGUACAAGCGAUGAAGGAGUGGAGGAGCUUUUGACACUCGCUGUGGAACAGGGUUUUACUCGAUUCAAGCUUCGCCUUGGACUCGGCGUCGAACGUGAUAAGAAACGACUGGCUAUAAUCCGUCGGAUAGCUGGUUGGGACGCAACUAUCUUCACGGAUGCCAACGAGCAAUGGGAUGUUCCUACUGCGGUGUGGUACCUACCUCAACUUGCCGAGUUUAAACCAGUUUUCAUUGAGGAACCAACCAGUCCGGAUGAUAUACUGGGGCAUGCGAAAGUACGAGCGGCGUUGAAGGAGUACAACAUCGGUGUGGCAACAGGGGAGCAUGUCAACAACCGAGUCAUGUUCAAACAAUUUCUCCAAGCCGAAGCUGUCGACUACCUCCAACUCGACGCCGUUCGGUUAUCAGGUGUGAACGAAAUCCUUUCUGUCCUUCUCCUGGCGGCCAAGUUCAAAGUUCCCAUCGUGCCCCACUCUGGUGGCGUUGGGAUGGUAGAGCUCUGUCAACAUAUCAGUACAAUCGAUUACCUCAUGGUAUCCGGCAAAGAGAGCAUGAUGGAAUACACAAAGCACCACCACGAUGAUUUCCUGGCAGGCGCUCAAGUCGAGGACGGAUAUCACACCACGCCAUCACAGCCGGGAUAUUCGAGCGAUCUACACCCAUGGGUAUAUGACAAGUACGAGUGUCCCAAUGGCUCAUACUGGAAGUCGGAGCAGGGAUUGACAAUGCUGCAGGAUAAAUGGAGGGGCGUGAUUGGAAGGCAGACUUCAUAG
This is a messenger RNA of Tremella mesenterica DSM 1558, 1350 nucleotides long. RefSeq lists its product as uncharacterized. The annotation marks the transcript as partial. Gene Ontology annotation, molecular function: hydro-lyase activity; magnesium ion binding. NCBI's taxonomy places the organism in Eukaryota, Fungi, Basidiomycota, Tremellomycetes, Tremellales, Tremellaceae. The record is from RefSeq and is a predicted model, not a curated record. The transcript has 5 exons. Gene Ontology annotation, biological process: amino acid catabolic process; carbohydrate catabolic process.